Messenger RNA from Hyalella azteca, 1423 nucleotides. RefSeq lists its product as uncharacterized. Gene Ontology annotation, cellular component: membrane. The record is from RefSeq and is a predicted model, not a curated record. Gene Ontology annotation, molecular function: G protein-coupled receptor activity. Bases 107 to 835 code for a protein of 242 amino acids. Lineage: Eukaryota; Metazoa; Arthropoda; Malacostraca; Amphipoda; Hyalellidae. Gene Ontology annotation, biological process: G protein-coupled receptor signaling pathway. The transcript has 3 exons.
CUACAUCGCGUUCACCAACUACACGUCGUGCAUCAUUUGGGUGGUGUUCGUGCCGCUCUACCUCUCCAAGGAACCCUCCGAUGAGACGAGGAUUGUCUCACUCGCCAUGUCACUGUCGCUCUGUGGAUUUGUGCAACUGGGCUGUCUGUUCCUGCCCAAAGUUCACUUGGUGAUUUUCAAGCCCGACAAGAACACGCGUGACGCGGUCAUGAGUCAGCUGGACGGAGGCGGCGCCAGCAGCGGGGCAAGAGUGCGCAUGUCGGGCGCCAACCCUCGCUCCGCCCCCGCCUCUGUCGUGUAUCCCAGCAGUCCCAACCCACGUGCAGUCAGCAUGCAGUAUCCAGACGGCUUUACUUACAAUUCACUCCGAUAUCAGAACCAAAACACGUCGCCCUACCACGGAGAGCGAGCCUCGGCCCUUAGCAGGACUUCUACAGCUGAAAAAAAUGCCCAAGGUAGUCUGAAGCCUCAAUUUGUGCCGCAACACGGUUAUCCAUACGGCGAUGAGGCGCCCGGGUUAUACGGUCAUGACAGUGCCAUGAAGCAACAGCAUGAAGAGAACUCCAGAGGCGCGACUAAAGAUAGCGACGUGGCAACUCUCGUGGCGCAGUCGUGUUCCUUCGCUUCCAUACCUGAAGAUUGUUCUCUGCCAUCAGCACACUCGGUGCCCCAGUCCAGAGAGUCGUCAAUGGGAAAGAAGGCAAGGAAGUCUAAGAAGAAGCAGUUGCUUGGAGCAGAUGACGGCGAGUCUUGUGCAGAAAUAGCGCCGCGUGGACUGGAGAACACCGCUUUCACAGCAACCCUUAAUCGGACCGUGUCAAAGGAUGCAACUUAGAACAGUGCUGCUUAAACUGUGGAACCAUGCCCAGGUGGUAUGUUUAUUAGUUACUACUAUUGGCUAGCGAUUGUUACAUCGCAAAAACGUAUAUUGCCUAACACAAGAAAAUCUGACAUCGAUUUACAACAGUUUUCUACGCUAGCAACCUGUACGCAGCAACCCACCGUUAAAUUAAUUCAAACAGUAAACUCGCUGAACAUAAGUGAUAUAAAAUGCUGCAUAUUAGUGUUCAAUUUGUUGUAUUAAUUGUACGCUGUAACUGUAAAGAACCAGCAAGUUGUACACAAGUGAGGGAAACACUGUCUGAGCAUCGAGCCCAACAGAAAUAGUUCGAAGAGAUUUAAAUGGUUUUAGAUUUGCCAAAUUAUUCAUAAAUGAUAUAUUGUAAGCUUUCGAACGGUGAUGAUUGCAAGUGCGUUUGCUAAAUUCAAUCUAUCACAUAACUGGCAAGUAAAAGUAAUGGCAUAAACGAAGGUUAAAUAAUGAAGUACGCAAUGAAUCUCCUUGCUUCCUAAGAAAUAUAUUCAAGAAAUUACAACGUCUUACAAAUCUCUCUGGAGUUGAGAAAUAAAAAGAGAAACUUGA